Achroia grisella is the source of this 525-nucleotide messenger RNA. RefSeq names its product NADH dehydrogenase [ubiquinone] 1 beta subcomplex subunit 2, mitochondrial-like. Lineage: Eukaryota; Metazoa; Arthropoda; Insecta; Lepidoptera; Pyralidae. Gene Ontology annotation, cellular component: mitochondrial inner membrane. The coding region runs from base 115 to 426 and encodes 103 amino acids. The record is from RefSeq and is a predicted model, not a curated record. The transcript has 3 exons.
AAUAUCGAUGUUUCUUAUACAUCGAUGAACAUCUACAUGUCUAGAUUUGACUAAAUUGUCCUAUUUGUAUUUUUAUUCUUGCUUGAAUUCUCGGCGAAUAUUUUGUUUCUUAGAAUGCUGACAAGAACUCUUACUUCAAGAGCUAUUUUAUUACAGAAUUUAAAAAAUGUAGCCGAAAACAUGAAACAAUCAAAAAGAAACGCAGGACACGGAGUAUGGACAUAUAGAGUGCCUCCGCCGAUGCCUUCUAAGAAAAUUACAAAUCUAGCUAAUGGACUUGGUGGACUAUGUUGGUUUUGGAUACUCUAUCAUCUUGCAACUGAGCCAGAACAUGUCUUUGGUGAAUUCACCUAUAUUGAUCCUAGUACUUGGACAGAUGAGGAACUAGGCAUUCCACCAGAUACUACAGGAGCACUUAAGAACUAAAUAUUAAAAAGGCAAAUGAAUUUAUUGUUAGACAUAAAAUCUGUUAUUUAUUGUAGCCCAUUGUAUUCUUUAAUAAAAUAGUGGUUAUUAAAUGUGUCU